AUGCCUAUUCUCUCCGGAGGCAGUGACCAAGACUAUAGUAACAUUAGCUACACGUCAUGUAAUUCCUUGAGCCACUUCUUUCCUGUCUCCGUUGAAACCCCUUCUGUCAAAGGGGUCCAUUACCAAAAAGCCAGGAGGAUUUAUCAUCCUGAUCAAGUCUCUGCAGUUGAUCUAAAGACAGAGAUCAUGAUAAAUGUUGGAGGCAUCAAGUACCUGCUACCUUGGAGUACUUUAGAUGAAUUUCCCCUGACCAGACUGAGCAAACUUAAGUUUUGCAGCAGUUAUGAAGAAAUAAUUCAGCUGUGUGACGAUUACGAUGAAGACACCCAUGAGUUCUUCUUUGACAGGAACCCCAAUGCUUUUGGGAUGAUUGUCAGCUUUCUAGCAGCAGGGAAGCUGAUGCUCUUACGAGACAUGUGUGCCUUGUCUUUUCAGGAGGAGCUGACAUACUGGGGGAUUGAGGAAUCCAACCUGGAGAACUGCUGCUUUCGAAAACUAUUUCAAAAAUUGCAAGAGUUGGCUGAGAUACGCAAAGAAGAGGACCUCCGAAGGAGCAAAGAAGCUACAUGUGUCUUGGACGAGAAAACAAAAUUUGGACAGUUUAUGAACAAACUCAGAGAUAUGGUAGAAAAUCCCCAGUCAGGACUCCCAGGCAAAGUCUUUGCUUGUCUCUCCAUUCUCUUUGUGGCCACCACAGCUAUAAGCCUUUGUGUUAGCACAAUGCCAGACUUAAGAGCUGAAGAAGACAGGGGCGAGUGUUCCCAGAAGUGCUAUUACAUCUUCAUCAUAGAGACCAUCUGUGUGGCUUGGUUUUCCCUGGAAUUCUGCCUCCGAUUCAUUCAGGCAAGGAGCAAGUGUCAGUUCUUCAAAGGACCCCUAAAUAUCAUUGACUUCUUGGCUAUUUCACCCUAUUACGUUUCCCUCAUCUUCUCAGAGGAUGACUCAAACGAGGAGGAUGACAGACCAAGCAGCAACACAUAUUUGGAGAAGGUUGGUUUGGUGCUACGGGUUUUACGUGCCUUGAGGAUCUUGUACGUAAUGCGCCUUGCCCGGCACUCCUUGGGUUUGCAGACUUUGGGCCUCACAGUUCGGAGAUGCACACGAGAAUUUGGCCUGCUUUUACUCUUCUUAUGCGUGGCUGUCACUCUGUUUUCUCCUUUGGUCUAUCUCGCCGAGAAUGAAUCUGGGAAGGUGCUUGAAUUUACAAGCAUACCUGCUUCUUACUGGUGGGCUAUCAUUUCAAUGACCACUGUGGGGUAUGGAGAUAUGGUACCACGGAGUGUCCCAGGCCAGAUGGUGGCUCUGAGCAGCAUCCUCAGUGGGAUCCUCAUCAUGUCUUUUCCUGCAACAUCAAUAUUCCACACUUUCUCCCAUUCCUACUCGGAGCUGAGAAAAGAACAUGAACGACUGCAGUCUCGGCUAACCAGAGUAAAAAAUGCCAAUAACUCUGGUGAAAGUGAUACCUUCAACGAGACAGACAGCUUGAUCCUGGAGGAUCAAGCAUCACCAAUCAAAUACAUUUACACAGGGAACUAA
Messenger RNA from Opisthocomus hoazin, 1536 nucleotides. It is a transcript of the gene KCNG4, whose product is annotated as potassium voltage-gated channel modifier subfamily G member 4. Gene Ontology annotation, cellular component: voltage-gated potassium channel complex; membrane. Gene Ontology annotation, molecular function: delayed rectifier potassium channel activity. Gene Ontology annotation, biological process: potassium ion transmembrane transport; action potential; protein homooligomerization. Lineage: Eukaryota; Metazoa; Chordata; Aves; Opisthocomiformes; Opisthocomidae. The record is from RefSeq and is a predicted model, not a curated record.